UCAUCUGCUGAAUUAUCUUGAAUCAUCCUUUUUCCAAUCCACCUUUAAAUUAUUUUAAAUUGAGGCUCCAAUUGAAACCAACAAUUUAGUAACUAUCUUUCAAAUUGUUCUGUAACGAUUUGAUUAUGGUUCGAAACCCGUAACCAAUGGUUCUCACCCCUCGUUGAAAAUCUUUAGCAAGUUGAUAAACAUGAUCUUUCUUCUACUUCCAAGCUCUCUGUACAGGCCACUCGUAGUCGUAGCCAAUCCCAAUCUCUCACACACAACCAGACUUUGUAAAUUAGAAAUUGGUGAACGAAACUUGCCAAUUUUAAGCUUAUAUUUCUCUAUUUCCUUGUAAUUUCUCACGAAAAAGGAGAACGAUGACAUGCUGUGCGGCGUUUGGAAACCGGAUAACCAUAUACAAUCCUCUCCCAGAGAUUAAAUUAUUCAGGAUUAGGAGUAGUAGCAGUGUUAGAUUGAACAAGUAUUAUGGAGGUUACAGUUUCCCCAAGCAAAUUUUCUGUUCCAACGUUUUCCCACCUCAAAACAACUAUUUGGAGCUGAAGAAACUUGGGGUUCACUAUGACAGUCUCAGAAUCUUGGAAUGGGAUAAGCUCUGCGAUUUGGUCUCCUCCUUCGCCGGCACUUCCUUGGGUCGUGAAGCCUCCAAGCUGCAAUUAUGGUCCUUGAAUAAGAGCUAUAAGGAAAGUUUGAUGCUUUUGCAAGAAACAAAUGCGGCUGUGGAAAUGCACAAGCACGGUGCUUGCCGCUUGGACUUCACUGGCAUCGAUCUUCUUCUGGUGAAAUCAGCUAUUGGACAUGCUUGGAGGGGUUUACCACUCGGUGCAAAUGAAGCAAUGGCUGUUAAAGCUAUGUUAGAGCUUGCUGAUUGUUUGCGGCUUAAUCUUGAAGCUGCAAUCAAGGAAGACGCUGAUUGGUACAAUCGCUUUAUGCCUCUUUCCCAAAUGAUAAUGGAACUGGUUAUAAAUCGAUCAUUAGUUAGGAUGAUACAGCAAGUUAUAGAUGAAGAUGGCUCUGUCAAAGACUCUGCUAGUCCUGCCCUGAGAAGAUCACGUGAUCAAGUACGGAUACUUGAAAAAAAGUUAUAUCAGUUAUUGGACAGCAUAAUUAGGAAGGAUAUGAAAGAAGCAUCAUUUCUGGAAGCAACUAAUGUUGACGGCAGAUGGUGUAUAAAAUCAGGGACUAAUCAGCUGACAAGUUUCAAGGGCCUACUGUUGUCAAGUGAUUCAGGCACAGGAAGCAUUUUAGAACCACUCUCAGCUGUUCCUUUGAAUGAUGAGUUACAAAGAACAAGAGCAUCAGUGGCAAAGGCAGAGACAGAUGUGCUUUUGGUGUUGACAGAAAAGAUGCAAAAGGAUCUUGAUGACAUUGAAAAAGUAUUGAAAAACGUAAUUCAACUAGAUGUGAUCAAUGCCCGAGCAACUUAUAGUAUUUCAUUUGAAGGUGCAUGCCCUGAUUUAUAUCUGCCGGAAGACAUUGAUGGAUCCUUCUCUGCUGAAUCAUCAGAGAAGAAAGCUUCAAAGGCACCAUACGCCUUUAAGAGAGAGUGGCUAUUGUAUAUACCCAAAGCUUAUCAUCCUUUAUUACUUCAGCAGCAUCGACAAAAUUUGCAGAAGGCGGAGAAGGAUGCCAAAAAUGCUGCUGCUGUUUCUGCAGUGGAACAAGUUCAUCCAGUUCCAAUUGAUCUUUUUAUUGCCCAGAAAACGAGAGUCCUGGUUAUAACCGGUCCUAAUACAGGGGGAAAAACCAUUUGCUUAAAGACUGUUGGAUUGACUGCUAUGAUGGGCAAAUCAGGUCUUUAUGUUUUGUCUUCUGAAUCUGCACGACUUCCUUGGUUUGAUUACAUUUUAGCUGAUAUUGGCGAUGAGCAGUCGUUGUCCCAAUCUUUAUCUACAUUCUCUGGCCAUUUGAAACAAAUAAGUGACAUUCGGUCUCAGUCAACAAAUCAGUCACUGGUGCUACUGGAUGAAGUUGGUGCAGGGACAAAUCCGCUUGAAGGAGCUGCACUGGGGAUGUCACUGCUGGAAUCAUUUGCUGACGGUGGUGCUUUAUUGACAAUAGCUACAACGCAUCAUGGUGAACUUAAAUCCCUGAAAUACAGUAAUGGCACCUUUGAAAAUGCUUGCAUGGAGUUUGAUGAAGUGAAUCUAAAGCCAACUUACAGGAUUCUUUGGGGAAUACCAGGUCGUUCAAAUGCCAUCAACAUAUCUGAAAAGUUGGGACUGCCGGGCAUAGUUAUUAGUAAUGCUCGAGAAUUAUAUGGUGCUGCUAGUGCAGAGAUUAAUGAGGUCAUAAUUGAUAUGGAAAGAUUCAAGCAAGAUUUUCAAGAGCUUUUAGAUGAGGCACAACUUCAUCUGAUGCUCUCAAGAAAUCUUCAUGAAAAACUAUUGCUGGCCGGAAGGAAGAUUGUGGAGCAUGGUUCUGGUCAAAGACACUGGAAGAUGCAAGAAAUCUCCAAGGCUGCUGCUGUGGCACGAUCUACCCUUCACAAGAAAGUGCGGCAACUUCGUGCAUACUUAGCAAAACCUUCUGAGCCCCCUACAGCCAAUAAAAGAAAACUUUUGACAAGUGACCAAUGUCCUACAGUUGAUAAUAGUGGAAAUACCACAGCAAGUAGAAGUUUAUCUGCAGUUGAAAUUAGAACACAAUCACCAUCAGUAAGGACUGAGCUUCCUCAGGUUGGUGAUACAGUGUAUGUUUCAUCCCUAGGAAGAAAAGCAACAGUUUUGAGAGUGGAUCAAUCUAAAGAAGAAAUAGUAGUUCAAGCUGGCAACAUGAAGUUGAAAUUGAAAUUAAUGGAUAUUGGGACUUGAAUGGUAAGAAAUAAGCUGACAUGUCUGUCUGCCUAGUUAAGUUGGUCCAUAACUAUGUUACUUGAUUCAGAGACGAAUAUAUGAUAUGGGCAUGUGUCCAGGAGUCAGAGUUGGCUGCUUUCUGAAAUCUUCAUAGAUUAGUUCAGUGAAUUUUUACAUCUUUACAUUGGUGUAUAAGUAGUAGCUUAUGAAUACCGGUAUGGAUGUUGCUCCAGCUUUUUUUUUCUAAGUACUUAAAAUGUUAUUUGUAUGUUUGUGUGCUUGUAUAUUACUGUUUUUUCUUUUUGUAGACUUGUAUGCCAAACCCUGGGAAGAAGGGAUUUUGUUGAACAACAUUGCGACAUCAUCUUUAGGCAAAAGGAAGAAAGGAAUGACUGCUGUAUACAGGGCUGCAAACAAUUGAAAAUUGACAUUUAAAAGAUGGAGGGAAACGAAGAUUUGCAAAAUUACUUCCGAGAAUGUGGCACCAGAGAGUGUGGACAACAUCAGUGAAAUUACCUACCUGCAUGUAUAGUCUGAAAGACUCGAUUUGUUCACGUCGAAGAUACUGAAGGAGACCUAAUGAUGCUAGGUGUUCUUUCAGUACACUUUGUUUAAAGAUGAGUAAAAUGACUUGCUAGUUGCAAACUGUUAUCAGAAAUAUAAAAACGGUUGCUUGUUUAUUCAA
This is a messenger RNA of Hevea brasiliensis (rubber tree), 3483 nucleotides long. RefSeq lists its product as uncharacterized. Gene Ontology annotation, molecular function: mismatched DNA binding; ATP binding; endonuclease activity. The transcript has 19 exons. The coding region runs from base 363 to 2816 and encodes 817 amino acids. The record is from RefSeq and is a predicted model, not a curated record. Gene Ontology annotation, biological process: mismatch repair; negative regulation of DNA recombination. Lineage: Eukaryota; Viridiplantae; Streptophyta; Magnoliopsida; Malpighiales; Euphorbiaceae.